Messenger RNA from Porites lobata, 21311 nucleotides. The record is from the annotation of a GenBank genome assembly. NCBI's taxonomy places the organism in Eukaryota, Metazoa, Cnidaria, Anthozoa, Scleractinia, Poritidae.
AUGGUAGCAUACUUUAUUGUCAUCUUGGGUAAGUUACGUUUAUAAGCAUUUUUCCACGUCUGCACCCGCUUAUAUAUAGUCUCUCACCUAUUAAUUUCUGAAGAAAGGGUCGAUAUUUUCACUUGAGCUUAUAUUUAAAGUUUAAUUAGGCUUUAUACGCUUUUUGAAUCUCGUUAUUUCUUAUUAAUAGUCUUGAAGUGCUGUAGGUACUUAACUAUCAGUCAACAAAUGGUUGAGGUCCCACUAGCAGAUUUAGUAACAACUGUGUUGGAACCCCGGGGGGGGUACUCCCAUACAUUACCUAUACGGGUAUGUGCCGCCCAACGGGGUCGUGAUUUUGAAGCUCCUGAGUUAGAACGGGGUAUCUAUUUCAGAGGGGUUUUCUAGAACGGGGUAUAAAAAUUGUGGAUCACGGCUUUAUCUUCUGCUUAAUAUUUUUGCUGAUUAUGAAGAAGCAUUUAUUUGAUGUAUAAGUCGAACAAAUAAAGAAAUAUUUUUUAAAAAAACAGGGCUAUUUCAAUUUACAAACUUUCUAGAACGGAGUAUAAAAAAUUGGCCCAUUUCUAGAACGGGGUAUCAGUUUUAAAGCGAAUUGUAGAACGGGGUAUAAAAAAUUGGCCCAUUUCUAGAACGGGGUAUCAAUUUUAGGGGAAUUUUUUUUUAGAACGGGGUGCCAAUUUGGAGUCCCGGGCGGCACAUACCCACCCAAAAAAUACCCAAGUGCCCCCCCCCGGGGUUGGAACGGUGUCAAGCAGUUUUAAGUGUGGCCAAGUACUUGUUCACUAGUGCUCAAAUCAAAGAGCUUUUUCGGAAAGAUUAUUUUCAAAAAUACGGUUGAUCGCGGAGAAACGUUAAAGUGUCAUGAAAUUUUUGAGGCAGUAUUUCUACUGUUCAGUAUUAAAGAAUGUGACUGGUGGCAGGACUGUCAACCCCCACGUCUUUACAUAUUGAGAAUUGAUAGAGAAGGGAUGACAAAUGACCUAUGACACAUGACUUCAUUUUCACAAAAAAUUACUUGUUGACUUCGAUCAUCACGAUAAUUUGUGAUGACACAAAAUGCGCGGAAAAGAUGUCGUUGGCAUUGUAACAUUUGACCUGAUUGGUUUACUUCCUACCAAUCACAUUACUGCUUAUAUUACAAUGGCAUACCAGAGUUUAUGAGAAAAUGUUUGAUGUUAACAGUUUAAGAGCUCAAACAAUGCAAAAUAUUUGAAAUUGUUGGAAAAUCGAGUCUGUAAGAAAUGGCAAACUUCGGCGAUUAUCCUUGAGGUUUCAGACUCUAAUCUGGAGUCUGGGAUAUACGGUCCAAAAUCUGGAGUCUCCCGGAUUGUCCGGGAGAGCUGACAGCGCUGUGGUAGGCAUGUUUUUGAGUUUGACUUACUGACAAAGGACUUUGAGAUUGCAUGUUCAGCUAUUGCUGAACCUCAUUUUAGUUUAUCAAAAUGUUUUUUGGAAUUCAACUUUUUGAGAAAGCAUGAGAAAUCAGUUGCCAACUCGUGAGAGCAGGAGGUGGGUCAUGAAAUUUUGAGACUAACGACAAAGUUGUGAGACUUGGCAAGUCUGGAACUUUAUUUUUCAAUGCUGUGUUGCACCGUCCAUGGUCCCCCCAUGCAGACAUCAUUUUAAAACUUGCUCAAGUCCUCCCUCGAAAUCUGUAGCGCUACUGCAAUAACAAGUACGGUGAUCUUGACUGUUUCUGAACAAGUCUGAACAGUGGACCAAGUUUCAUCCCAAACCUAUAUGAUGAGUUCUUUUACUGGGGGAUAACCUUUGUACUCACUCAAAUGAGCCAUGGAUUAUUGUAUUACAGGUAAAUAGGGAAAAUUGAAGUGCUAGAAAAAAAAUCCUGUUAUAGCUUGGAAAGCUGCCAUCCUAGUCUUGAGUGUUUUCCUCACUCGCACACACAUCGUAGCAUGCUCACCUGGGAAAUAAGAGGGAGUAACUGCUAGCAGCCUAUUGUCAUCCUUACCAUUUAUACAGCAUGAUAAAACAGCAAUUGUUAUUUUUUGUUAUGGGGAAAUGCCCAUAUAAUCAUUUCUUGAAAACCUGAUUUGAUACAUGGAUUAAUAGCCUUUUUUGGUGGAAAUGGAUAAUCAAUUACUUUUCUCAUAUUUUAUAUUUCAUUAAAGUCAGAAAGUUCAUUCAUGAAAUAUGAUUACUAACGCGAUGAGCAUUUCUCUCGCGUAACAUUUUUUUGAAAAAUUGCUAUGCUCGGCUCUACCCUUCUACCCCCAUCCCCCCACACCGCUGCCCCCUCCUCCCAUUCCGCCUCCCGUCAAACUUGCUCGUGAGCCCAUAAUUCCUGUUGCGUAGCAACGCCUCAGCUAAUUUGUUACAUUCGCACAGCAAGUGCUGUUUGUUUUGUGUCCCGUGAAAGCAAAUAUUUUCAGAGCGUUCAAAAGCUAGUUAUUUGUAAAUCAAUUUGGUUGCGGAUGAUGUUUCCGAGAAGAUUAAACAAAGAUUUAUACGGUCCUUCCCGUGUAACUGCAAACACUGCUAUCAAAGACAUUCUACUGCGCGACCAUGUUUUACAAGAAGGAGAGUGGUACUCUGAUAUUGCGAAGCAAAAACCAUGGACUACAUCCUUCGCGAUUUCUUUUGAGGUAGGCGAUAAAAGUCUGUUUUCUUUUUUUUGGAAAUAUUUUCAAGUUCGUACCAAAAAGAUAAUAGAUCUAAGCUAGUUUGCUGAUUUUGACAGUUCGCGAACAGCGACCAUGUAGGUCGUUACGGUCAUGCGUCUCAAGGGUCGUUGAAAAUUGUUUAUUGCUGCUGUUUUGUGAUGUAGUUGUUAAGUGUUUCACCCAACCUUGAAACGUUGCGAGUGGUAAAUUUGAGUAAGCUUUUCAGCUUCUUUGAUGAAAUAGUAAUCUAUGUUCUAUCCACAUACAGUUACCGCUCCGGGGUUCUUAAUUCACAGCUGUUUAUCACGAAACGCAACGUGCUGAGUUAAGUCCCCAUGAACCCGAACUCUCUACUUGUUUUUCUUUUUUCUUCUUUUUUUAUUCCAAAACUACUUGCUUUUGCAAAAUGUGAGUUUCCUUUUCAUUCUGCUCACAACAUUGGUAAAUAGUGACUAAAGACUCGAUUUAGGAAUAAUUUUCGUUUUGUUUAACUUAAUUCUUCCAGAAACCCAGCGUAGAUCCAAGUAACCAGCAUGUUAGAAGACAGAAGGUGCAGGUAUGUGGCAGAUUUAUUUAUAUCUUCUUGCAGUCCCUGAAUGAAAUUUAAUAUUGUGUUUGUUGUCUUCAGUUUUAUGGCUUUAACAAAUAAGACCGAUUGUAGUUUACAAGUCUUGUUUCUGUCCACUCGUUUUUUGCCUGUAGUGAUGGAGACUGUAUAUCCUGGUGUCUGGAUGUACACUUCUAUUGACAGUAUAAAUUUGCGACGUAAUUGAAAUAUUAAAAUGGGGUCUUGCUGUCAGCCUUCUUGUUUUGAAAAUCUUUGCAAAAGAUAAAAUGUAUUAAACUAGACAACUGGUAGUGUGUUUAAUAUAAGUGCUAAAAAUGUUGAUAUCAAAAUGCUGUUGAUAUCAAUGCAGUUUACAGCAGUCAGUUUGCAUGUCUCAUAUAUUAGUCAGGUAUUUUGUUAUACACGACCCUGAGCAGUACUUGGUUGGGUUAAAUUUUGGCUCUCUGCCAUGAAAACCAAAUUAAAGUGAGACCUAAAUAUCCAAGCAAUACAAUGGCUUUCCUGUCUUAUUCCUGUUGAAGUUCCAUCCCCCCUCCCCCCUCCCCCCUCCCCAGGGUGGCUCUUCGUUGUGUCCAUUUACAAUUUAAUUUGUUUGGGUAGCUUUUUGACCGUGUUGAUUUUUCUGAUCAUUUUUGUUUUUUAGACAAAUAUCACUAGUUUUGUGCUGGGCUCAACAGAAGGUCCCUUGCUGGCAACCACUGCUUCAGACUUUGACAACAAGUUCCAUGGAGCCCCUGAAAAAGCAGCUCCAAACAAGUCAACAAGUAUUCCUGUAAGUAUUUGCCCCCUUUCAAGCUACUCUGAAUCCCUGAAAAUAAGUCUCAAGUACUCAAGUUUAGACUAAUAUAAUAUAAUAUACAUAGGCGUACGGGCAUUUUUGGCCAGGGGGGGCGGUAAUCCAUUUGCCCAAAAAAUUCUUGCAAGUUGCCCAAAUUUUUACAAAACAGUCGAAAGGAAACUAGGGCCAUGCAACAAAAUAGGCCGUACUGGCAUAUGAAAGUGGCUCGAUACAGUUUUUCAGAGUCAAUACCUGCCAAGUUUGAGCAUAAACUACGUCGCCACAAACAAGCAUUUGGAAAAAAUUGCCACCACAGUUGUAUUAGAUAAAGAGGGAAAUUUGUGAUGAUCAGGGUUGCAAUGACAUCGGAGCUAUCAUAGCAACGAAAUGAUGCCAUUACCUAUUAUACUUGCAGCAAUAUUUCGAAAUAUUUCUCACUGGGAACUGUUCUUACAAAAUCGUUCAGGGAAGCUCUUUCCUCUAAUAGUCGCCUCGAUGUUCGUGAAGUUAAAACGGAACUGUAAGAGCGUUAUCGAGAUCUUUUGGGAUAAAGGUUUUAUUGUUAGAAAUAAGGUAAAAAAGGAAAAUCUUGAUGUUUAGAAAACGGAGUUUCAGUCUUAUUAAAAACGUGUAUGAAAGAUCAUGGAGAUAGCUCCUGCCAAUUGCUAAUAAGGAAGGAUUUGAUUAGCGCUCGAUCUUGUUAGGACGGUUUCGUAAACAUUUCGGUCUACUUAAACAAAUUAGUGAAUAAUUUUUAAACCCUCGAUAGAUUUUUUCAAGAAAAUUAUGAUUCUUCUCGUAAUUCAAACUGAGAAUUAGUCAGCCACUUCACUUUCAGACCCACUGCUGAUGCGUGUUCUGCCACACACUGUUCUAGGAGCGGAGGUGAUUCUAGAAAGUUAUGCAGAAGUUUAUUCUAAUCAAUUAAUGACUGGAAAUAGCCCACUCCAGCUAGUACAGUGAAGUACAGUGCCCAACAACUACAACAAAAAAUCAGCAUAUGAUACCCUUCCCUUAUAACCAGAAACUCAUCACGUGCUAGGCAACCACUCUCUCAUGUGAAUGUAACUGAAUUAUUACGCCGACUUCUGGUUAAAAUAGAAAAUAUUUGUGUCUUCAAAAUAUAAUAAUAAUAAAAAACGAGGAAACGUCUUUAAAAACUGGCUUUGCCCAAGUUUUCUCUUGCUGCCCAAAAAAUCUGAGUUGCCCAAACUUUGGGGGGGCUGCAGCCCCCCCCCCCCGGCCCGUACGCCUAUGAUAAUAUAGCAGUUUUGUGUAGGCAGCCAAAGCACUGUUUGGGUCCUUAAACAUGAAUCCUUGCUCUACAGCUGUCUCUACUUACCUGUAUAAGCAUUUACCACGGCAUCAGACAGCUGUACAUGUACAGGUGUAUGUAAUUUCUAAUGCCCUGGUCAUGAGGUGACUCUGAUUGCUUGUUUCUCCUUUGCAUGUCUUGCUUAUUGUUACGAGUCUUGAUACUAAAUAUACAUGUAUAUUAAAGCAAUAUUCCAGGCACAUGCCCCUUCAUAUAUUGUGCAUUCACUUCCACUAAAGAACCAUACAUGAAUUUUUUACCAAGUUGUUCUCCAAACAUUUUUUUUUUUUGCACUAAUAUAAGGAGUUUAGCAUUUUUUAGCAUUGUGUUGUGGGUAAUAAUAAUAUUGCAGUGUUUUAGUCUGUAACUUUAAAAGGAAGUUAUAUAAAUUUUAGGGAUUGGGAAUUGGCAAUUGGGCAUAUGGAACAAUGUAAUUGAAAAGUUAUUUGCCUGAGUGAUCACCAAGCAAUAGUUUCCUUGUGCCCAAUUCCCAAUGCCGAAAGAAACCUUCAUUGAAUCAGCUAGAUAUACAUGUUGGUCAUGGGUCUUUUACCAUUAAACUCACAAGACCCUGAACCCCUGAAAUAUUUUGUGAUGUUUAUGUGUUACAACCACGCAUGAAAUAGAUCAGGACAAGUGAGCAAAUAACCAUUGUUGUUGUGGUUUAGUUCUCUUAUGGCUGAUUAGCUUUUCCUCUACCACACAGUCACAAUAACAUUUCACAAAUAUUCCUGGUGUUCAUAUGUAGCUUUCUGAGAGUCACGUUAUUCAUGAUCACUCACAUUCACUCGUUGAUUUCGUAUAUUUAAUUUAUUUUUCUGGAAUGAUGUGCAUCUUUGCUAUUUCAAUUUAUUGCUGGUGCAGCUUUAGAAUUUCUGUAAGUGUUAAAUUGUUCAGUUUAACUUCCUGUUUAUGUUUCUGCCUUUUAAUAGGAUUUUGCUCCAAAGUACAUGUCAGAUAAGACAUUUGGCAAAUCUGGAUCUGUUUAUGUCAGCUCAUUUGCAAAGGUACGUUUUGAGUAAUAUACUGGCCAGGGUAUUCUUUAUGACAUUACAUGUACAUGUAGUGACAGUCCAUGAUAUAUAUGACCAUAUAUUUUGUGCGUUUUCCACUGAGAAAAACUUUUGCCGUCCUCUGAAAAACCUGGAGAUUUCAGAUUAAAGUUAACGAUUGGCGCAAUAACGUAAAAAAGCCAAUAACAUGUUUCCCAGAUUGCUUUCUGUUUGAAAGUCAGUCUCCAAAAGUUCAGGCUGUUUUUGCCAAGAUCUGUGUAAUAAAAAACAUUUUAGUCCUGGUCUGCCUUUUUGACUAAAAAGUUUUAACCUUGUGACAACCUUGGGUGUGUUUUUUCGGUGAAUCCAAAAACGGAUUUUGGAUCUAAUGAAUCCUUUUUGAAAAAGGAUUCACUGGAUUUGAAAUCCGAAGAAUCCAAAUCCAGAUCGUAAACGGAUUAGUGAUCUACGCUGUUCCAUUCACAGUUGAUCCAAAAUUAGUCAGAUGAUCCAGUGGUAUUUUUCCAGUUGAAGUAUUCCCGUAAAGUUUCCUUUUUGCUUCCAUUUGCUGUAAAAUGUCUGAAAACACUGGCAGAUUGUUCCUGGUACAAUAAAAUAUUCAUUUGCUAACCAUUUGUUGCUAAAGAUUGCUUAAAAAUGCAAAUAAGUAAAAGGAACAAAUGAACUGCUAUCUUUCUACAGACUCAAAAAAUACAUAAAAUCCUCCCAGCAGUUUUGGUUUUGUUCUAGGAAUUUAAAAAAUGAAAGUUGGUAAACUUCAAAGGACUGAAAGAAUUUGUAUUUCAGACGAUUUUGAAAAAUGUGACUGUUAAUAGUAUUGUGAAGUAUUCUAAAUUUUGCUAAUUUUUGGCAGAAAAACCAAGGGCAAGCCUCAAGUGCAAGGAACCGAGCUGAAUGCAAACAGCAUACCAGUGAUUUGAACGCAACACAUUUCCAGUUUGGAACUGAUGCCAACAAGUAACUUUUUUUUUGUAAUUUGUAAAUUAGCCAAUAAAUAAUAUAAAGUUGUACACAUAAGCAUAGCUCAGCUGAUUUCGUUUAGAACUCCAAAUAUUGUGCAUGAUUGUUACAUCAUGUUGGAGAAUUUUAUUUUCUUAAAAUACAGGUUACUGCUGCACAAACCCUGGUAAUCAGUCUUGUUUCGAUCUCUUGUUUGUUUUUAGAUACAGCUCUGAAACAAAAAACUGUUUCGAGAACAAAUCCGAAACUCAUCCCAAAGAUACAGGCUUCAUUAACGUGGCUUCCAAAACAGCCUUGGAGACUUACAAAUCAAGUGUGUUCAGGAAUGGAGACUGGAAUGUAGAUGAGCCACACCUUGUACGACACUCUGUCACUUGUAACGAUUUCCACAUAAAACCAUUUUCUACAGAAGAUUGUGAAGAUUUAAAGGAACAAAAAGAAAAGAAUGGAGAACUUAAUGAAAGUGAGAAAGGAAAAUUUCUCAUCAAUCCUAAAGGUAACCUGCACUGCAUAACAUGUAAACUAAAAUGACGAACUGCAAAAGAGAAAAAAAAGUUCUCGCCGAAGUCCUCUGUUAGUACGUGUAUAAAACAUUUACAGAUGAUUGAAAUGUUGAAAAAAAAUCAGACAAGCAUAUUAAGUGGCUCAAAAAUCUGAUCAAAUUAUGCCUGUAUCAUAUAGAUUGUAAUGAUAGAAUAGUUAUCUUUUUUUUCAUGUGGUUAUGUAAAAUAAUGCCUUUUCUCUUUGUCAACUUUUAGAUGAUCCUAGCCAUCCUUACUAUCAGAGAAGCACUCAUUUUGUGGUAAGAUUUGUUUAUUUUUUGCUUCAUGACAUUCUGCAUUGACACCACAAUGAUCUCUGUGUCAGAAUUUGUUGGGUGUUGAGGUAGCCUGCUCAUGACAGGAGCAAAAAAGGGGGGAGGAAGGGUGGGGAGGGUGAGAAAAAAGUGAAAGGGACGGGAAGUGCCUGUCUUAAGAAUCAGAGUAUUUGCAUUAAAUGAGCCCCACUAAUUUCACAGCUGAUCUAAUAACAUCAACUGUCAUUGUUUGACCAAAAAUUUAUAGCAGGGUGCAUUCUAAGCAUAGGCAAAACUUCAGAUGCAACAUAUUGUUUAAUGGAAAAUGUUAUGAAGCUUCAGCUCUCUCUUCACAAACCAUACAGAAGUUCAUUUCUGGGAUAGAAACUAGGCUAGCUUCUAAAUUUCUCCAAAUAAAUAACAGAAAUAAUAGUUAUUUAACCGAAGUCCCUUGUGGAAAACAGCAUUGCAACAUCAGACAGCCCUGGCUGACAAGAAUUUAUCGUAGACUUUGUAAAUGUGGUGUUUGGGAAAAUCCAGCGGCCAAAACUACCAGGCCAUCCAUAUACUCCAUAUACUCUGGUCGUCAAUAGCUUUUACCAUCGGAGCAUGUUUCCUUCAUUGUCUGUCAUUGCAUCAUGGCUGACAGUUGAACAUUAAGGCUCAGCCAAUCGCAAAUUUGUAGCCUGCUUCAUACUUCCUGUAUUUCGAUCCUUUCAAUUCUUUGUUGUGCAUGGAAAAGGGAUGUCUGUGUUACACUGUUGCUAAUUGUAUCCCACUUGGGAAUUCUUUUCUUCCAAUACCUUCUACAUUAUCUUACAUUUGGAAACAGUGUCUUCAAAAGCAAAAGUUAAAGUGACUUUUAAUAGCACCAUUUGGGGGAGAACUUAAUCAGAGAAUCUUGCAAAAAUACUUUUGCAAAGCUAUUUUCUGUGACACAAAGGAGGUGAAGAAGGUUUAGGCACUUGACACUAGGAAGUAAAUUUGGUAAGAUGAAUCACUUUCUUCACUUAAUGAUUAUGGCUUGGCUCCUUUCUCGUGCAUCAGUCAAAAAUGUCCAAACAGAAUGGCUUAAUCUCCCACAUUAUUUUCUCUGUUAGAACUGCGAUCAUAACACACCAUGCACCGGCUCAAGAUUAUUUUGUCCAAAAAAAAUGAAAAUAACUGGCGUGUGGGUUAUGGCUCAGUGACCAAAUGAGAUGAAAGUAAACACACUGCCUGAACAGCUGGAAAGCUUGGGGAAAAUUCUAUGCUGGCAACAACAGCUGUGUGGAAAACUCCAAUCUUGCAAAAUCAUGUGCAAUAAUAUUUAUUAUCUGUUUCUUAAACGACGUUUUGAAGACAAGAAAUGUGCUCUUUGAAAGUCCCAAGUUGUUUCCAUUCAAACAAGAUGUAGACACAAGUGGUGAUUUUGUCGUAUGAAAAAUUGAAUAUGUAACACAGCGGAAAACUGAAACACGACUAGUGAUGGCAUAGAAGCAGAUGUCACUUUUCCGUGUGCAACAAAGAAAAUAAAGAGAUGUCUGCAUGCAGGCUAUGAAUUUGUGGCCGCCAGCAGCAUCGGAAACAAACAAAAGAGGGCUGAUUCUAACCAUCUUCCUCUCUUCUUGGACUUUCCUCCCCUGUGCCUUUUUACAUCUGCCGUGCAGGCUAAAAUUUAAUGUAGAGAACAAAAGUAGUGAUGCUUCAUGGAACCUUGAUGUAUCCAGGCAUUCAGAUAGAACACAGUAGAUUUAAAGUAGAGACCAGAGCUCUAGCUAUUAAAAAGAAACCUUUUUCAUGAUACAUGUUACGUUAUAAAAUGUAAUGAUUUCUCCUUAAAGCUGUAUCUGAAACGUGUACAGUCCUCUUAGUGAAGUGAUGGCAACGUUUUUGUUUUUGUUUAUUGCAGUUAGGUACCAACAAAGAUGACAGACACUCAUUAUAUUACAAAGGUAAAAAUAAACAGGUCCACAGCUGACUUUUGUUUACUUGAGGUAAAUUAUUUAACAAGCAUUAUUAUUCAUUCAAAAUAUUUCCUAAACUCUGAUUAGCUAAAAGCACACGCAUAAUUCACCAUAACCAGUUACUGAUGACCAAAUUUGGAAGAAUUUUGUGUUUCGCAAGGAAAUGACAUAAAAAAUGCAGCCUGCUACAGGUAAGGCUCGUUACUGAGAAGACCUCAGGGGACAAGGUUGAGUUGUUUUGGUUGUGACAAAAAAAAUGGCAGACAUUUCACUUGUUUCAAGAGUAAGAACUACAGCUGGAGCUAGGUGAACUAAUAGUUAAAAACAUUGCAAAAAUAGCAAGAAGACACCUCGGAGGACAACAUCUGCUAUUUGGAGAAUAAUUUAUUUGCAUAGCUGGACAAAGCUAAACGUACACUAUCGAAGAUAAACUUAACAUCGAUGCAGGAAAGCAUGUUUUUGCUAUGUUUUUAAACUAGGAAUUAUUUUGAAUGAAUCAUAAAGCAAUUAAUGAAUUUGGCUUACAUAGGAUAUGAAGAAUUAAGCGGAUCUCGGAGGGCGUUAUCCACCUCAGUCUUUGGCCUCGGUGGAUAACACCCCCCUCGAUCUCCUUAAUUCUUCAUAUCCUACUCAUCCUCAUUCAUUAAUUGCUAAUUAUUGCAGUAGGAUUAAUUUUAAAUUUAUUCAAUGAUUUUAUUUCUAUUGCAGAUUUUAUGCUUGGAACGCAAGAGUCCUUAAAAAAACCUCUGCCAGCUCCUCCUCCAAUUUCUUCCAAGGUAAUUUGUUAUUUGAUAAUGAAGUGUUUAUCAAUAUAUACAUGCAUGGACAUAUAUACAUGUAAUGUAAAGUUAAUCAUUAGACCUCACUAUACUGGAUUUACUGAACAAUCUGGAGCAUCAGUAUGCAUAGUCUCCUGUGCAGACUUUCUUUUUGCUCAACACACAAUCCUUCCCAACUAUUAAACAUCUGCUGAAACUAGCGGUUGAAAAUGUAGACCAAUCUGAGCACAGUUUCCAGAUCUGGGAAGCGUACUUUGGACCUUGAGAAAUUUAGUGCAAGACCCAGGAUGUGAGUCUUCAGGAAAGGUCAGAAAAGAUCAGAAAAGGUCUCCUAUAAGAAACAGCCCCCUAGAUUUCUUCGAACAAACUAAAAUUCUACUCCAUCUUUAAAAAUGAAACAAAUUAAUCUGAAUUCAUCAAUCAUAUCCGGAAUGCUGAACAUAGGCAUGUAGCUUCCAAAUUUAGGAUAGGAAAUCAUAAUUUAAAAAUAGAAACUGGAAGUUUUACAAUUCCCAAAAGACCUGAAGACCUUAGAAUCUGUAAUAACUGCAACCCAAAUUUGGUUGAAAAUGAAAUGCACAUAUUAUCUCGCUGUGAUCUAUAUAAUGAUUUGAGAAAGACUCUUUCUAUUAAAAUCAAUGACCGAAAUACAUUAUUCACAAAUUACAAUAUCCAUGAUAAAGUCUGUUUCCUUUUCAACAAUACUGAUUCACAUAUCAGCAGGCUAACUGCCAAUUAUGUUUCUUUCGUCUUUCAAAUGCUUGACAGACGGAAGAAACAUAAUUAAUUCUACCAUUCCAUUACAUCUUCAUUUCCUUAAAUUUAGCUGUUCAUUGUUAUUUUAAUCGGUAACACCUGUACAAAAUGGUAAAAAAUACUGAAUAAACUUGUAAUUAGAUUAUUUGAUGGGAAUAACAUGCCUCCAUGCUAGUGGCUUAUACCCCCAAAAUCUCAUAGAAAAAAAUUACCUUUGAGGUUUAAUUUGCCGCAGCUUUACUGCAAAAUGGAUUUUUGUCACAAUGUUAACUAUCCUGUAGUUACCUAACCUUAAGAACAUGUUAACAUGGAAACGGCAUAGCUAAUUCAAAUCCAUCCUUCAUAAAGAGAAAUAUUCAAAGAGCCCUCUGCUUGUCCUUAAAGAUCAGAUAUCACACUCAGCUACAUGUAUCCCCGAACUUGUGACUUGUGUUUGGUUUGGUUUAUUUAACAAUUACCUACUGCUGAUUACUUUUCUGGUAAUACCAGUAUGUGAGUGAUCUCCAGCUGAUAUUUGCAAACAAAGGGAAAGGAAUUUAACCCUUUGUUUCAGCAGACAUUCAUGCAGAAAAAAUGCAUGACUAACCCCUAAGAAUGUCUGCAUGGGAGGCUACAGCAUGAGCUAAGGUUACCUGGAUAAAUUACGUGUACUGUUGUGACUGCACAAAGCCCAGUGGUCUCAACUCAUACAGAUCAAGACAAUCAUGAACCACCUUUAGUUGUCUGCAGACUUUCUCAAAAUAACCACUUUGGGGACUAGGAAAAGGAAUUUAGUUUACGGCAAGAAAUAUUAUUAUAUCAGAUGAAGAUACAUGUAAGCUGACUAACAAGUCAGCGUUCCAGUUAAUUUUUUUCAAGUGGGGGGAUCAUGUAGACCAUCUGAGGGGUCACUUGCUUAUUUUUUUGUUAUAUAAUUUUAACUUAAUACUUAUAUGUCAUCUGUUGAGUCAAGAAGCCUUCUUUGUCGAGUCAUUGACCCGAGACCCAUCUUUUACCUGAAACACUGCAAGUAUCAGUCAUGGCUGUCAGAGCAAUGCAGUACAUCUUUCCAGUUUUUGGUCAAAUGGCUUUCCUGCUGACUUGGUCACUCUAAAUCCAUUUGCAAACAAGUAUUUGAUUUUCUUUUACUUAAUAUCAAUUUUGUUACCUAGACAGGGUAACAUUGCAUGGUGAUAGGUUAAGUCAAUUACUUGUUGUCUAAUUCUUUAUUUAUUGUGAUACUCGUAGGUUCUUCCAAAUCUUGAGGACUGCCUGCCUUGGCGCUCAACAAAUAUGUCAGAUUUUGUUGACCAUGGAACUCAGAUUUGUCAGGUAGGUUCAACGUAACAUCUUAACAUUAUUUUUUUUGGCUCAAGUUUAAUUCAAGGAAACAAGUGAAUUAAUCACAUAUAUGCCUAAUUUAUUGCUGAUAAGCUUGAAGCUUGCAAUCUUUUAAUGAAUAAAACCACCUUGUUUUUUUUUCCAAUUGAUCAUUUUAGGGAAGAGCAGCUGAAACAAAAAUAAAUCGAGUAAGUAAUAGUAAUUGUUGUUUGUUUUUUUAUUAGAUGUGUUUUUAGGUACUAUAAGUCAUAAAGUGGUGAUUCUCUCUUAGCUUGUUUAGAACUGUCAGCUAUUCUCAAUGCAUUUAUUUCUUUCUUUUUCUGUAACAAAUGCCUCAGUUUUGCUCAGCUCUCAAGCAAGUAUAAAAGUUUUUUUUUCUGCAUAAUUUCCUGUAGGAGUGCCAGAAUACUCUGGCUGUUUCUCUGACAUGUGAUGAACAGCGUCAUGCUGGAGACAGACAAGUAUCAAGUAAGACAAUUUGCUGUGGAUGAAUUCCACAGCGUACAAAUUCUUUAAUUUCCUUACCCUAUCUCCAAAAAAUGUACAAAAACAUGUAGCUCAGGAUGGCAAUGCACACACAGGGUACUUACAAUGGACUUGGGACUGUGUGAAAACGCCCUUCCAAGCAAUUGUUACAUAAGACCCUGCUCCUACAGACAAUUUUUUGUUCGGCUUUGAGUUCGUUCCGUCGUCCCCCCACUUCCCCUAGCAAUGUUGUGGCCAAAAAAAGCACUCAUUUUCACCCACUUUGCUCCAAAUUCAACUUUGUUUGGGGUGGGAGGGGAGGGGUCGCUAGUUUUAGUAAUAUCACUGGAAAGGUCCCAACACUUUUGACGUCCAUUGUAGGUCAUUGGACUUGCACUAGAAGUUAUAGGUUGUUUGUUUUAAGUAGUCAUUUCCUAUAUCUAGAAAAGAUUUUAGAAUAAUGACCAACCAAAUGGAGUAACAAAUGAUUCUCAGAAGUGACGUUAUUUGCUGAUGAUGUUGGUAAAUUAACCCUUUUGAAUCAGUGGGAUUUAUUGUAAUAUUUGAUGGUCUGUGAAAGUAACAAGAUUUAAAGUAUAGCCCUUAAAGCCUGUUAAUUGUUUAUCUGUUUGUUUGUUUGUUUGUUUGUUUAUUGUAUAGUGACAGGGUCUAGCUACCUGCAUCCACCGGGGGACAUGCCAUAUCUGAGUCCUCAGAAAGAACCCAGAAGUAAAUAUCGAUAUCUGGACAGUAAUGGGGCCCUGCUAAAAUCCCCACUCUGGCCAAAGCCCUCUGAAACAAAGGUAAAUGGAACCUUUUUAACCAACUCACUUUUAUAAGUAUACUUCUUCUGUAUAUUUUUGUCCUCAAUAUUUUUUUUAUUUUAAAUGAUGCUACCCAUAACAAGGUUAUCAUGGAGGCUCAUGCAUAUGGUACAUGAUAUUAAUCUAGUGUUACAUGGGUGUCAUGGGAAGGUGCAUGUUUAGCCAUGUCUAUAAGCUCUGAUCAGUAUCUCAAAUGCUUUGAUACCUUCAUGAACUUUUGUCUUGCAAUGCACAGGACCCCGGCACAAAGAAGUGUACAACCUACACAAAUUAAGUUGAAGGUUUCUCAAAUAAAACAAUAAAUAAUCAUGUUAUAUGUUCUAAUCACUACAGGAUGAGUUCAUUCCGCAUAUUGAAGAGUUUAAGAUUGGCGAAGUAUCAGUUAAGCUUAAAGACAAAAAAGCUGACUGUGUUGGUCGGAUACGAGAUAACAGGAAAACACAUUUUCAGUUUGGUUCAGAUGAUGAACCAAAACAUUCUGAGCAGGUAUAUACUUAAUUCGCUGAGUUUUCCGUCAAAGCGUGCAUUUAAUAAUCAUAAUAAUCUCUUCAAUAGAAGACAGUAAUUUGUCAAAGCUUUAACAUCUUGCCUUGAAUUUUUUUAAUCCAUGUUCUUUCCAACAGCGUGACCAGUUUUUUUCGUCCAUUCGGCUGGAUCCAUCUCUCCCUGCUGCUGGGAAAAGUGAAGGUCCUGGACAGAAAUAUUCCCAUGUCUUUCCGAGGUAAGCCACUUGUCUGGCGGUCAGUGGUAUGAUCCUGUGUGGUAUAAACUUAUAACAAGCAUUAAAAAUGAGAAAAAGCCUUGCAUUAUCGAGAAAUGCUACAAUCCAACAUCAGCAUCACAAUAUCUUUAGGAUGGGACACACCGCCAGCAGACAUAGCUGUAGUGCCCGGAUGUGAAGAGGGAACAUUUUGCAGCUACGGAUAAACCCCCUUUUUUGACGUUACCAUUUUUUACGAAAAAAAAAAGACGCGUGUGGCAAAAUUCUUCUGUCCAUUACAAUUUUCUUUUUAGAAUGUUUUUUUAAAAGCUUUCUCCUUUAUUUCGACACUUUUUAGGUGAUUGAGUUUGUUUUGUUUUGCAUUACUGAAGCUGUUUAAUGCGUAUCGCUACUGUCGCGCCGAUCUCAGUUGAUCGAAGUAAAUUCGACUUAAGAACGGCAGUAGCUUGACGUUUGAAACCAAGUCGUGCUACUGGGCAAGCUGCCGAACUCGAUUCAUAUAUUGUAAAUGCGUUACAAUAGGAGGAAAAGAUUUUGAAGAGCUAAUUAAACCGCUUUUUUUGUUUCUUUGAUUUGUUUUCGACAGGAGUUGUUUACUUUGACUGAACUUAAAUUUUUCAACUGAAACCACGUGACCUUCCUGCUACAGUCGAGUCGGCUUGAUAACGGCAGUAGCACUACUUUGCAUCCACUCCUUGUGACUGCCAGGAGAUCUGAUCAGCUCACAUAAAUGUCUGCCUCGUGUUUUGAUUGGUCAGAUUAAUGGCAUCAACCUCGUUCCCAGGGCUUUUUCGCGUUGAAAAUUUUAAAUUGUGAGGGAAAAAGCCCUGGGAACGAGGUUGUAGUAAGUUUGUGUCCAGUUCACGAAUGUCCAUUUAAAGCCGCUCUCAUUUACCCUGCCCCACACAUAUCCUUGUUGUUUUUCUAGUGAAUCAGCCGAACAGGGAAGGCAAAGUGCCCGUGAUUCUCAUCCACUUGAUGAAGUUACAAAGAUUAAGAAACAUUCACAAGAAUUAGGUCAGCAAAGGUACAGUGAAGUGGAAAUGUCACAAUGUCUGUCACUUGAAUCAACCAUCAUAAUCCAUUCUUAUUUCUGUGACUCCGUUAUUUUGACAGAUAUUUCAAUACAUCUGAUGCGAUGAAUAUUAACUUGAGGAAAGCGUUCUUGGAGUUUGACACCAGUUUGUGAGUACUCGCUUGUUCUUAGUUUCUCUCCACGUUCAACUCUCACAAAUAAUUAAUUCGACAUUUACCUCUGUACCUUUCGAACCUGUAUGCAUCAAUUUUUGAAUACAAGAAAGGUAAUGUUGAAUCACUCCGUUAGGGACUGGGAUCCUCGUGGGAUAACUAGAACAUUGUCCCUAGGCUCUUUAACAGUCCACUUGUUAGUAAAAUGUAAAGAUUUGUAUGAAGCGUCUCAUAUAAUCCAGGCGAAAAUGAAUUAGGGAAUAUUUAAGGUGAUUCCCUUAAAAGAAAUUUCCUACCCACAUUUUUUCAAACUUGGUACAAUUGUUAGCCUUGUAUUAGGCUGUCAAAAAUGCAAUAAAAGGAUCGCGUCAUUUUCGAAAAGAAAAGGAAAGAAAAGAACUAUGAAUAUUACAGAAACCUACGUAGGGCCUAUUUUUUUCUAUUCUAUAAUCUAAAUUGUAACCAGGAGGAUUAAUCAUCAUCGCGUAUUAAAACUUUUGGACUACAAAAGCAGCCUUUUUUACCUGUCUUCAUCACCGCCACCUUUGAAGUCGCAAUAGGGACUUUAAGAUCCAACGACGCGACGGCGACAAGAACGUCGCUUAAAAAGUGAAUUUGCGUUCUUUCAGUCUUCAUAGCGAUUAUUCGUACCCACUUACUUUGUCAACUGUAGGCGAACCCUCCUGAAGCUGAAUUUCAAGGGACCAAAGUCAAGCUCAGAAAGAGAAAUAAAAUUUCGUCGUUGCUUGUUUACGUCCUCCAUAAAACCACAGGUAACCCAGGCUCUAUGAUAGUACCACAGUACGGUUCCAGUAAAAUUACAGUGUUUGUAUGGGGUAAAAAUAUCAUCCUAAAAUUUCUAGGAAAUACUAAAUAAAGAUCAAUGAAACUUACUCUGCAGUUAAUUGUUGUUGUCCUUACUGCUCCAACGAAGUUUCGUGAUAAUUUGCAGUAAUUUGUUCAAAUUCACUCUAUCUACAAUAAUAAUAUACUAGGUAGGAAACACGAGGUGCCAUUUUCGCCGACAUGCUCUCAUUCAACACAACUUUUUCCACGAAAUUCGAACUCCAACGGAAAAUAAACAUGCCAGGAUCGUAGAAAUAGGAUAGCAGCAGAUAUAGAAACCAAUGACGCUUUCCCAGAUAGAGAAACGAAUCCCACAGACUUGGACGAACUCGAAGAAUAUAAUCCAAACACACCGAGAAUACGCUCGCCGAAGCAGCCGGGCCAGAUCAACGCGCGGCCAAGAAAAUGAAGCCUGGGCACUGUACAAAAAAAUUCCAUCUCGGGAGUCCUGGGGUGACCUUUCUAGGGACCGAUACAUCAUUUGCCCAAGGCCACUCUCCCCUGCUGGAAAAAUACUUGAUAGAAGGCAAUUGUUCUUCCUAGCCAAUCACUAUGGCCUGUUAUAAAGAGAUUAUUUUCCUCUCGAACUAUAUUCAGCUCCUGGCGCUGGUCCUCAGAAAGUUUAUCAAACAUCAGUAGGGCAAGGUUAUAAGGGCAAAGGCAAGAACAACAAAGGACGAUUUACAAAGCUUAAAACGAGCAAAAGAUAUAAGUGAAUUUUGGCUCUUACCGAGGCAUUUGUACAACAGGACCAAAUUCAAAGAGAGGUGUAUCACGCUGAUUCACAUAUUUAACCGAUAGAGCGUUCACUUGUAUUGACAAGAAGUCGGCGUGUUACUGCCGUAUUAAUCGCUAAAUAUGUUAAUCGCGCUAGUUCUUUGUUUACUAGUGCACUUGCCUUUCACAUUCGUCUCAGUUAUCGCAAUUCAUAUUCUGUCGCAAUUUUCUGUAUAAUUUUUGACAUUAGUUUGUAAGCUUCACCGUUUAUUUACGAUAGUUUCGCUCGAGAGUUCACAGCAACAGUAUCUCAGUCAUCAUCUACCUUUUGUUCAACCUUGUUUUUAGUCCGCCUUGUAAGCAUUUCGCGUUGUUAUUUCAUUAGUUUCAUUACUGUUAUUUGCAUUCCUUAGUAAAAGAAAUGGGACGCCUUGAAACUCCGCAGACUCUCCUGAUUAUAUUACUAUUUUUUUAGCCAUUUAAAUUCAGGCGCGUGUGCGGGGUUUGCUCUGGCAAAUGGUGAUUGGCUAGGAAGAACAAUUGCCUUCUAUCAAGUAUUUUUCCAGCAGGGGAGGGUGGCCUUGGGCAAAUGAUGUAUCGGUCCCUAGAAAGGUCACCCCAGGACUCCCGGGAUGGAAUUUUUUUGUACAGUGCCCAGGCCUCAUUUUCUUGGCCGCGCGUUGAUCUGGACCGGCUGCUUCGGCGAGCGUAUUCUCGGUGUGUUUGGAUUAUAUUCUUCGAGUUUGUCCAAGUUUGUGGGAUUCGUUUCUCUAUCUGGGAAAGCGUCAUUGGUUUCUAUAUCUGCUCUAUCUGCUGCUAUCCUAUUUCUACGAUCCUGGCAUGUUUAUUUUCCGUUGGAGUUCGAAUUUCGUGGAAAAAGUUGUGUUGAAUGAGAGCAUGUCGGCGAAAAUGGCACCUCGUGUUUCCUACCUUGUAUAUUAUUAUUGUAGAUAGAGUGAAUUUGAACAAAUUACUGCAAAUUAUCACGAAACUUCGUUGGAGCAGUAAGGACAACAACAAUUAACUGCAGAGUAAGUUUCACUGAUCUUUAUUUAGUAUUUCCUAGAAAUUUUAGGAUGAUAUUUUUACCCCAUACAAACACUGUAAUUUUACUGGAACCGUACUGUGGUACUAUCACAGAGCCUGGGUUACCUGUGAUAAAACGCGAAAUUAGGCAUUUUCACGUCGAAGUCGUGCAAAAACGGGAAAGAAAUGUACAAAAAAGUGUGAUGCACGUGCGAAGUUGUUGUUUUGCUAAUUAAACCAAUUGUUUUUUUGACGUUCUCGUUGUCGUCCGCGUCGUUGGAUCUUAAAGUCCCUAGUGUUAUGCGUAGUAGGCGGUGGGCAUUGAAAAACAAGGCAAUCACCUUAAGUCACUUACCCAAUGAAGGCGUGAAUUCCUUUGCAAAAUACGCACAUAGUCCUCGCAUUUUCUUUUAUUGUUUUUGAGCUUAAAGAAAGAGAACCAAUGAAUAAUUUUCAACGGGCAGUUGUGACCGGUGGCCAUACGCGUAUGCUGCAGAUGAAUAGGCCAAUUCUGGGUUCCAAAAAUUCUCACUUUCAAAACGAGGCCUAGCGCAAACCUUUUUUUUAAAAUGGGUUGUAUUUGCAUGAGAAAAAAAUCAUUUUAUAUUAAUGGCUUUGCGCUUAGCCUAGCUUUAAGCUAGAGACUUGGGGUAACUCGGAAAUAUUUUAUUCACCUGAAAUGUUGGUGGCGUGUUGACUGUCAUGUAGCUCUAGUUUUCAAAGCCAUAGGAGACUUGCACUUCAACAAACCAAACAUCACAAAUAUCUGGUGAAGAGUACGCGAGGUCAAAUUUUGUUUUUUUUUUCAAACAGGAGUGGACGAAUUUCCAAGGACGAUCUGAAAAACGUUCUCCGUAGACUCUCCAUCAGUAUGGAUACAGUUACGUUUGAAAAUCUCACCAAAAUGUGAGUGAACAGCGAUCUUUCCUUGUGUCAGUGUUUCUUAAGUUACUGAAGUUUCACCUUGUGAUAUUUUUCGAUUAGCAAAAUUUAAGCAAAGUGUUCUUACCUCCAUGACUAUAUGAAUUUCAUACAUUUGAACUACGAGAUAAAGGAAUAAAUACAAAGAAGAUCAUCAUUUAACAACCAUCUCCAGUUUAAUUUGUUAGAGCGCUUUACCAGGAUCACAGAGGUUAGGGUUUGAGUCCCGGAAAUUUUCAGGCUUUCUUUUUGCAACUGCCUAAGUUACGUAUUUAACAGUCAUGAACCUCUUUGCGUUUAUUUGUUCUUGCCUCUGUCAGUGAACAUGCCGAUAAGCGAGUAUUUUUAUCAUCCAUUAAAAGUGAAAGCAUUUGUUUGCUUGGCAGUGGUGUUUUAUGUGUCACUUACUUUUUCCCGCUCUUUUCGCCGAGUUCUUAAGACUAAGAAGAAAGUUAUUAAUCCAGCCAAUCUGAAUACGCGUACAGCAUCAAAUGUACCAAUCGCAUUUCGAGGCAACAAAGUGUAGCCGGCUCCUAGCGCGGAAAAACCUAUGCCAGCAAGUCAAGAAUUUUCAUGUUUGGCGAGAUUUUUCGAUCAAUUAGAGAGCAAUACUUAGACAUAUCAUUUUAAAGUGACUGCGUGUUUUUUUCUUCAGGUGCGAUAAAAAUAGCUCAGGCUACAUCGACUACAAAGAAUUUGCAAAACACCUAACGAAAGAUGCACCCCUUACUAAAGGAGGAAAAGCAUCGAUUUUAUCAGUGAUGAAAGCAGAUUACUGCCCCCCAGAACAACGAAGGUGACUUUGAGUUUGUUUACAAAAAAAAAAAACAUAACAAAGGUCACAGUAGGACGCCCAGCGUUUGUUUGUAGGAGACUAGCCUGCAAAUACAGACGCGUCUCUCCUCGGUCCACGUCGCUUUGGACGUUCGGCGAAACGUCUCUAGUGGAGAGGAGCUAGGAGAGUUGGCUAUUAGGAGACGAAACUUGUGGUGUUAAAGGAAAAUGUUAUGGAAACAUUGUAUUGAGUUGGUGGUUACGUCAAGGGACAGUAAGAAAGCAAACAACUCAGUAUUUGCUUUGCCAGUAUUUGCUUAUACCAGUGGUUUUACAGAAGUAUUUUUUUAUCGUUUUCAUGUCAGAUUCACGUCUGCUCAGCAGCGCACGAUAGAAGUGUCGAAAAAAGUUGUACCUCUAUCCGUAAGCUCACAUUACUUCCACAAACAUCAGUCUGGAGGUAUGUACUAAAAUAUUCCUCAUAUUUUCCUUCCGUAUGACCUUACUGCGUUUAUUUCUCGUUGAAUCAGAUCUUUUGCUUAACAGUCAGUCAAUCAGCGUUACGACACGGUCAAGUUAAUUCAGGCCACCCGUAAAGGAUUCAAAAGCUGGCACUUAAAUCGGUUCAGGUUGCCUGAGCGAUUCCAUUUCCAAACCACUUUAUAGAACCAGCUCGCUCUAUCAACAAAAAUGUUAAAACCACAUUUUCGUGCUUCACAAGUGCGGAUAAACCUUCCUACUUUGAUUAAAGUGUCACUACUAAGUCAACAUAAAUGACUGCUUACACGAAUUUGACUUCAAAACGGACGGUUGACGGUUCGUGUUAAUUAGGGAUCUGAUUUACCAAUAAAAGGCCGUCCACGCUUAGAGAAUUGUAAAGUCAUUCCAACAUCAUCUAAUUAUUGUCCUUUUCUGCAGCACCUCGCCUUUCAACAACUGCACAGGACUUUGUUAGGCCAGACAGAAUGCCAGGUAGA